UUUAUCAACAUAGGACACUUUAUCACUUUGUCGCUGUCACGUCCUAGUACUUUCCACAGGAAUCCCACCGUCGCUUGAUGGAAUAGCUGGACGCGAUCCAUUGGCGCCCAACAUGCGCCUCGCCGCCCUCUUCCUUUCCGCUCUCGUCUCCACCGUCUCCGCUGCCUCCAGUCAGACCGUAACCCUCCAUGCCUGGCCGACAUCUGCUCCCACUCCGACGCCCUUUGCAACCGUUGUAUACUCCACAGCACAAACGCCUUCAGGCGAAGAUGUCGCUCCACAGCACAAGGCGGAGAUAAAAUCCUUCACUUCGCCCAUUGCCCCUACGGAUGAUGUACGGAGCGAGGAUGCGUCGCUCUUCCGCAUCGGCCACUUCGACCGCACCAAGCAUUUCUCCUCCUCCCUAGCCUCCAGCGUCAUCUUCGCCCCCGGUCAACGCCAGCGAAUUGUGCUGCACGUCGACGAGCACGGCGAGCUCUGGCGCACCGAACUCCACAGCGCGACUAUCUCCGCGCCGGAGAAGAAAAAGAAGAAGCCGACGGGACCUUCGAAGCCGAAGAGCCAGAAGCGACUGGAACGGGAGGCGGCACGGGCGAAGACCGAGGCCAAAGAGAAGGCGCGGAAAGAAAGGACCAGGCUGAGGAAGGAAGGGAAACUGAAGCCGGGGGAGAAAUUGCCCGUGACAGUGGAAGAGGAGCCGGCGCAGGUGGUGGUAGAGAUAAAAGGACCCAAUCCAGGGGCGGAACCUGUGUUGAAUGCGCCGGUGACUUUGAAUCCUGAUGGGAGAGUUGAAGGCGCGGAGGGGCCGGAGGAGAAGACAUUCUUGCAGAAGUAUUGGUGGCUGCUCCUUGCCUUCAUAGCCGUACAGGUUCUUGUAGGUGGGAAUAAGGAGUAAUAUCAAGGCUACCUACGGAGGUCGCCUGGAACUUGGAUAGUGCACUACCUGGAGAGCAAGAGCUAGGAUAAACCUGCCGAUUUUCUCGACACGGGGUUGGACAUGGCGACGUGCUGGAGAGGAUGGCUCAUCGCUGCUCUUAGCUUUGAGAGGCAGCAUUGAAUGAAGAAGGGGGUAAAAGCCUUCAAUAUAUUAGACCACAUCUUGCAAACCUCUCUAUUCAUGGCAAGCUAGUAGGAGUGCUGUUCUUCAGCAUUUCUACCGCCUACAUGUUUUUGGACAGUUGCAUGAAUAGGGACAGUUGAAACGUCCACAGGUACCAGCUAUGCUUUCCUGGGUCGAUCAUGCUCGUUAAUAAUAGAAGAGAAGCCAUAUUUUAUCUCGUAGAAUAUGGAUCUCGUAGAAUAUGGAUCUAGGUGAAUUUGGUAUAAUAUGAGAUAUAAU
Messenger RNA from Eremomyces bilateralis CBS 781.70, 1339 nucleotides. RefSeq lists its product as uncharacterized. The record is from RefSeq and is a predicted model, not a curated record. The transcript has 2 exons. Bases 113 to 895 code for a protein of 260 amino acids. NCBI's taxonomy places the organism in Eukaryota, Fungi, Ascomycota, Dothideomycetes, Eremomycetales, Eremomycetaceae.